Bradysia coprophila is the source of this 796-nucleotide messenger RNA. Its product is annotated as DBH-like monooxygenase protein 1 homolog. NCBI's taxonomy places the organism in Eukaryota, Metazoa, Arthropoda, Insecta, Diptera, Sciaridae. Gene Ontology annotation, biological process: octopamine biosynthetic process; norepinephrine biosynthetic process; dopamine catabolic process. Gene Ontology annotation, cellular component: secretory granule membrane. Gene Ontology annotation, molecular function: copper ion binding; dopamine beta-monooxygenase activity. The record is from RefSeq and is a predicted model, not a curated record.
UUAAUCCACAAUCACUUUGUAGACAGCUGACAACGGACCUAGAGACCGACAACACAUACGUUUUCAACGUACUCACUCGAAUUCACUCACGAUGGACACAAAAAUGUUUUUGCUGAUUUGUACCAUUGUUGUUGGCGCUAUGGGCCAUACAGUGAUGGACCUGGAUCCUGAUUUUAAUGUCAUGUUUCAUAUGGCCUCUGAUGAUACCAUCGAAAUACAAGUGAUAGCAAAGACAACGGGAUGGGUUGGAUUCGGCUUCAGUAAUACCCACAGUUUUAGUAACGCCGAUAUGGUCAUUGGAGGUAUUAAUGAUGCAAAUAAUGAGAUUUAUCACCAAGACUAUUGGUCAACCAGUGGUGACGUGGUCCCAACAUUAGAUACUAUUCAGAAUUGGCGGAGAUAUGAUACGGAAUGCAGACAAAAUGGCACACAUACUACUAUGUACUAUUCCAGACUACUGAACACAGGAGACACGGCCCAAGAUCUGAUAAUUCCGAAUAGUAAUGUAUAUUUGGUGUGGGCAUACGGUGCCACGGAUGCACUGGGAACUGCCGCUAGACAAGAAAUUUAUCACCAUGAAAUAAAUUUCAUUAGUUCUGGAAGUCACGGUGGAUCAUCUGCUAUACAUGGAUCUAUUGCAAUUAUUCUUUUGUGUGUUGGAUUUUAUGUGUUUCAGUUCUGUGAUUUCAUGUGAAUGUUUCUUUUAAGUUUUAAGUGACGUAAAUAGUGGAAACAAAUAUAGAAAAUAAUUUUCAUAUUGAAUUUGGUUUUCAAUACAUAAAAUCCUUAAAUUGCU